GAGGUGGUUGUUUUUGCGGGUUAGCAGGCCAUACGCCAGCGCACCCCGGAGCGGCUAAGAGCCGAGUCGGGAGUGGAAGAGGAGGAGGAGUGGAGGGGGAGGAGGGGCGCGAGGUAAAAGGUGCUUUGAGAGGGAGGAAAAGCCAGAAGCCUGAGGCGCCAGAGAUCCAGGGACUAAGAGGUUUGGGUGUUUGCUCAGCCUCCCCUGGUGGCUCCCAGGUUACACAUUAACCCACGUGAGGUAUCCUGAGUCAACCAAGGCCCAAUCGGUUUCUAGGUGAGAGCACGAGUGUCCCGGAUGAGCGGCUUUCCCCCUCUGCACUCCCCUUUGCUCACAGGGCAGCUUUGUCUACUAGCCAACACCGGCCUAAGCCUGCGAGGAGCCCUCCUGAGGCCCUUCUAGUGGUCAUCCCACAUAGGCAGAUUUGGGCACUCUUUCGAAGGGUGGGGUGGGAGCAAAGAUAAACACCUCAUUCCUCACAUUCCUCACCCACUCGGAAACAGGGACGCUAUCCCUUAGCUAAUCACCACCCCCUUGCUCCUUAACUGAGCUUUUGUGGACUCGUGCAGAGCAGAAGGUACCAGGGAGACACCUGGAAUUAAAUUCACUUCUUGUCAAGACCCUAAACACUCGUACUAACUAGCCCCCUACCUCUGGGCAGAAGCCUGAACCCUUAUCGGCCAAACGGCUGCCGUUCCUCCUCUCCCUCUUUCAGAUAGUGAUCUACUUUCCUCCCAUCUUCCUCUAAGGAGGUUCUCCCUAGUUGAGCUUAGAAGGGAAAUUACCCCGCGGUGGGUUGUGUGUGUUCAGCUGGGGGUUGCGUGUGCUGACGAGCGCGGUGUUCACUAGUCGGGACAGUCUGGAGACCGUAUCAUAUCCUCCCUAGGUGAUUCAACUUGCGCAGGUCGGGGUUUUCCCUGUUGCGCCCUAGGCAAAUACGAAACUAACCCUGCUCCCUACCCCACAGAGUGAGGAUGCUGAAGCUCCAAGUUCAGUCUGCAUCCCAGUGAGAAUCUGCUCUCUCUUUCUGAAACAGCGUCAAUAGUGGCCAAAACGGGGGUCAGAAAAAGGAUGUCCCUGCUUCCCACCCUCACUCGGCCUGCGCAGGGCACCCCUCCAGUCUAAUGAAGCUUUGCGAGGGCCGGAUGCGGCCACAGGUGUGAGAAGUGGCUGAUUACGUGCAGGCCAUUGAGAAGCGCGCCAAGAAAUGGCAUGUCGUCCCAUUUCUUCCUUGGACCCUGGAAAAGCGACCCUUCGGACCAGGAUUGUACACCUGUGUCUGCGCAAGGCGGACCAGAAGCUGGUGAUCAUCAAGCAGAUCCCGGUGGAGCAGAUGACCAAGGAAGAGCGGCAGGCAGCGCAGAAUGAGUGCCAGGUCCUCAAGCUGCUCAACCACCCCAAUGUCAUUGAGUACUACGAGAACUUCCUGGAGGACAAAGCUCUCAUGAUCGCCAUGGAAUACGCACCAGGCGGCACCCUGGCUGAGUUCAUCCAAAAGCGCUGUAACUCCUUGCUGGAGGAGGAGACCAUCCUGCACUUCUUUGUUCAGAUCCUGCUCGCGCUGCAUCAUGUGCACACCCACCUCAUCCUGCACCGGGACCUCAAGACCCAAAACAUCCUUCUCGACAAACACCGCAUGGUCGUUAAAAUUGGCGACUUUGGAAUCUCCAAGAUCCUUAGCAGCAAGAGCAAGGCCUACACGGUGGUGGGUACUCCGUGCUACAUCUCCCCCGAACUGUGUGAGGGCAAGCCCUACAACCAGAAGAGUGACAUCUGGGCUCUGGGCUGCGUCCUCUAUGAGCUGGCCAGCCUCAAGAGGGCCUUCGAGGCCGCGAACCUGCCAGCACUGGUGCUAAAGAUUAUGAGUGGCACCUUUGCGCCCAUCUCUGACCGGUAUAGCCCUGAGCUGCGCCAGCUGGUCCUGAGUCUGCUCAGCUUGGAGCCGGCACAGCGGCCACCGCUCAGCCACAUCAUGGCGCAGCCCCUCUGCAUCCGUGCCCUCCUCAACCUGCACACCGACGUGGGCAGCGUCCGCAUGCGGAGGGCAGAGAAGUCCCUGGCCACCGGGCCACCCAUGGCCCCUGGCAGCACUGGCGUCAGGACUACCAGCGCCCGCUGCAGGGGUGUCCCCCGGGGACCUGUGCGGCCAGCCAUUCCACCACCGUUGUCAUCGGUGUACACGUGGGGUGGUGGGCUUAGCACUCCACUGCGGCUGCCAAUGCUUAACACAGAGGUGGUCCAGGUGGCCGCUGGACGCACACAGAAGGCCGGUGUCACACGCUCUGGGCGCCUCAUCCUGUGGGAGGCCCCACCCCUUGGUGCUGGAGGGGGUGCUCUCCUUCCGGGGGCAGUGGAACAGCAGCAGCCCCAGUUUGUUUCACGGUUCCUGGAGGGCCAGUCAGGCGUGACCAUAAAGCAGGUGGCCUGCGGGGACCUCUUCACAGCCUGCCUGACUGAUCGGGGUAUCAUCAUGACCUUUGGCAGUGGCAGCAAUGGGUGCCUCGGCCAUGGCAGCCUCAAUGACAUCAGCCAGCCUACGAUUGUGGAGGCCCUGCUGGGCUAUGAGAUGCUGCAGGUGGCCUGCGGGGCCUCUCACGUGCUGGCCCUGUCCACUGAGCGGGAACUAUUUGCUUGGGGCCGCGGAGAUGGUGGCCGGCUGGGACUAGGCACCAGGGAGUCCCAUAGCUGCCCUCAGCAGGUGCCCAUGCCCCCAGGACAGGAAGCCCAGCGGGUGGUAUGUGGCAUUGACUCGUCCAUGAUCCUCACUGUGCCUGGCCAAGCCCUGGCCUGUGGGAGCAACAGGUUCAACAAGUUGGGCCUGGACCAGCUCUCCCCUGGGGAGGAGCCUGCUCCCCACCAGCAAGUGGAGGAGGCUCUGAGUUUCACACCGCUAGGUUCUGCACCCCUGGACCAGGAGUCCCUGCUGAGUGUGGACCUGGGCACUGCUCAUUCAGCUGCUGUGACUGCCUCUGGUGACUGCUACACUUUUGGCAGCAAUCAGCACGGGCAGUUGGGUACCAGUGCUCGCCGGGUCAGCCGGGCCCCUUGUCAAGUCCAAGGCCUCCAGGGCGUCAAGAUAGUGAUGGUGGCCUGUGGGGAUGCCUUCACUGUGGCCAUUGGGACAGAAGGUGAAGUGUACUCUUGGGGCAAAGGGGCCCGAGGUCGACUGGGAAGGAGGGAUGAGGAUGCUGGACUCCCUCGGCCAGUGCAGCUGGAUGAAACACACCCCUACACAGUGACAUCUGUGUCCUGUUGCCAUGGAAACACUCUCCUGGCUGUUCGCCCCAUCACAGAUGAGCCAGUCCCCCCAUGAGGCACCUGGAUACACCUGUGGAGCCCUUGAUAUUGCUAUUCCUCUGAAUGUUCUUCAAAAGUACAGGUGCCUGAGGCGUGACUGUCCCCAUCCACCAGCUCCCUGGAUUGUAUCCAAUGGGGUAUAAGAACCGGUGAAGCCCUUGCACCCCUGGAUUGUGUCCAAUGAGGUAUAAGAACCAGUGAAGCCCUGGAUAUGUAAAACUCAACUCACCCUAUUCCCCAGCACCUCUCUUUUUUCUUCCCACCCCUUCUUAAAUCAUUGUCCCCAGGGUUCAGCCUAGCUAGAACUGGAAACCAGACCUAAUCUUUGGAAGCUGGGUGGUCUUCAGAGCCUUGGCAGAAAAAAGCUGGAGGUGGCUUUGGCUUCAUCUAGACCCUGCCCCUUCCCCUAGCCUGGUUACAAAAUGUGCUCCUGGUGUCCACUGGGAGAGCAGCUCAGUACUUUGGAGCAGGGCAAGCCAGGGCCUGCCUGGACUGGCCAUUCCAGCGGCCCAGCCUCCGCAUUGCCUGGGGCAGGGAGGUCAGAGCCCAGCCACCACCCCCACUCCUAUAUCCUGAGGCAGGGAUUUGUACAACUUCUGAGUGUCUCCCUCCUGCAGGAGGGAGUGUAUCACCCAGCCCGCAAUAUAAUGCAAAGGGAAUCCCUGCAGAAGGUUGUCCCUCACCCCGGGCCAUUCCCCCAAAACAGGUUGGGGGAAAGGGGAGCUGGUUCUACCAGAUCAGUUCCCAGAUGACUGGGAAGUAGCGCCAAUAAAAAUAUCAGCU
Molecule: messenger RNA, 4080 nt
Organism: Rhinolophus ferrumequinum (greater horseshoe bat)
Lineage: Eukaryota; Metazoa; Chordata; Mammalia; Chiroptera; Rhinolophidae
Gene: NEK8
Product: NIMA related kinase 8
Exons: 15
Coding region: 1208-3313 (701 amino acids)
Biological process (GO): protein phosphorylation
Molecular function (GO): ATP binding; protein kinase activity
Source: RefSeq, a predicted model, not a curated record